Molecule: messenger RNA, 1062 nt
Organism: Hyposmocoma kahamanoa
Lineage: Eukaryota; Metazoa; Arthropoda; Insecta; Lepidoptera; Cosmopterigidae
Gene: mEFTs
Product: elongation factor Ts, mitochondrial
Exons: 4
Coding region: 124-1047 (307 amino acids)
Biological process (GO): mitochondrial translational elongation
Cellular component (GO): mitochondrial matrix
Molecular function (GO): protein binding; translation elongation factor activity
Source: RefSeq, a predicted model, not a curated record
GGGGCCCCUACAUGCUAGUGCACACUUCAGCACAAAAUUGUUUAUUUACUGUGGGGUCUGAGUUAGAUAAAUCCUAACAAAAUGGGUAACUAAUAAAAAAAAGUUUAAAGCAGAUUGUUUUGUAUGAUAUUCCAGUUCUUGCGGAAACUGCAUACAAGUCUGGUCUGCCAAGCGGCAGAAUCCUCGCUACUAGCCAAGUUACGGAAGAAGACUGGAUACACCAUUGCCAAUUGCAAGAAGGCCCUCGAGAUGCAUAACAAUAAUGCAGAUAAUGCAGAGGCUUGGUUGAAUGAACAAGCACAGGCUAUGGGUUGGGCCAAGGCCACCAAACUAGCCGGCCGCACCGCCCUUCAGGGACUUAUCGCUAUCAAAUUCGACAAACACCACGGUGUACUUGUUGAAGUCAACUGUGAGACAGACUUCGUUGCGAAAAAUGAAAAAUUCCAUAAACUGAUGGAGAGUGCUACACAGGCCUGCUACAAAUUUACACACAACCAUUUGAAAUCAAAGGGACCUGUGACAAAGAUGGAACUAGACAGCGAACAGCUAGCAAACCUAACCGCAGAAGGAAAAAAGCUUUCUGAAAUACUAGCUCUAUUCAUAGGCUCUGUUGGAGAAAAUGCGGUGCUCCGGCGCGCUGAAUGCUGGAAAGCUAACAGUGAUGACAUCAAAAUCGCAGGGUAUACCCACCCGGCGCCUAAUUCCCCUGGCGAUUAUUCAGCAGGCAAAUAUGGCGCGUUAUUAGCAUACAAACAAGCAAAUGAUACUCAAGAUAUUGGAAGACAACUUUGUCAACAUAUUGUUGGCUGUGACCCUAAAAAGAUUGGCACUAAGGAUAUUGAUAAACCAGCAAAGAAUUCGGAUGAUGAAACCUGUCUCAUUUUCCAAGAAUACUUGUUAGAUCCAUCCCUGACGGUAGAGGAAGUUUUAGAACAAAAUAAAGUGGAAAUCAUAGACUAUGUCAGAUUCUCGUGUGGUGCAGUAGUGGAAAAUCACUUGGGCGGCGUUGAGAAGCAACCAUUAGACACAGUUCAGACCUUGCAGUAAAUCUUGAACACAAAA